Heterocephalus glaber (naked mole-rat) is the source of this 1013-nucleotide messenger RNA. It is a transcript of the gene Tbcb, whose product is annotated as tubulin folding cofactor B. Gene Ontology annotation, biological process: tubulin complex assembly; cytoplasmic microtubule organization; post-chaperonin tubulin folding pathway. The record is from RefSeq and is a predicted model, not a curated record. NCBI's taxonomy places the organism in Eukaryota, Metazoa, Chordata, Mammalia, Rodentia, Bathyergidae. Gene Ontology annotation, cellular component: nucleus; microtubule plus-end; cell cortex. Gene Ontology annotation, molecular function: microtubule plus-end binding; alpha-tubulin binding.
CAGUUUGCAGGAUGAUGGAUCCGGUACAAGAGCCGGGAAUAUUAUGUACAACGUAAUCCGCAAGGCGCUAAGAGCAAAUACAAGAAGCCAUUUAAAUGGCCCUCAGGCUAUUGCACAUGCGCCGAAUUUACUCUCCGCGGACCGAGAUAACUACUGCCAGUCCUUCCAUUUGGCUUCAGUCUUCUCCCGUAAACCCGUAAACCACGAAAGGCCUCUUGGGAUUGGCUGGAUUUACCCAAGAAUUCGGGAGAGCCCGCUUCCGGACCGAGAAAGGACGACGGCGAUUGGCAGUGUAAACUGGAGUUGGUGGUGGGCAGCCCUGCUUCCUGCAUGGAACUGGAACUGUAUGGUGCUGACGACAAGUUCUACGGUCAUUGACCACAGCGGCGCCCGCCUCGGGGAGUAUGAGGAUGUGUCCAAGGUGGAAAGAUACCAGAUAUCACAAGAAGCCUAUGACCAGAGGCAAGACACAGUUCGCUCCUUCAUGAAGCGCAGCAAACUUGGCCGAUACAAUGAAGAGGAGCGGGCACAGCAAGAGGCUGAGGCCGCCCAGCGCCUCAUGGAAGAGAAAGCCCUAGCCAGUUCCAUCUCUGUGGGCAGCCGCUGCGAGGUGCGGGCGCCUGGGCAGUCCCCUCGCCGGGGCACCGUCAUGUAUGUAGGACUCACAGAUUUCAAGCCUGGCUAUUGGAUUGGUGUCCGCUAUGAUGAACCAUUAGGGAAAAAUGAUGGCAGUGUGAAUGGGAAACGCUACUUCGAAUGCCAGGCCAAGUACGGCGCCUUCGUCAAGCCAUCACUUGUGACAGUGGGAGAUUUCCCAGAGGAAGACUACGGCUUGGAUGAGAUGUGACACCCAAGAAAGGCCUCUCUGUUCCAGCUCCUAACUCAGCCGCUCAUUGCCCCUGCCUCUGUGUGCCCGUGGCCAUCUCCUCCUGACCCCUUUUUAAUUUUAUUCAUCUUUCCCUUGCCAUUGAUUUUUUGAGACUCCAACAUUAAAUUCUUCAAAAACCUGGGAA